Aspergillus nidulans FGSC A4 is the source of this 1494-nucleotide messenger RNA. It is a transcript of the gene ppt1, whose product is annotated as protein serine/threonine phosphatase PPT1. The coding region runs from base 1 to 1494 and encodes 497 amino acids. Gene Ontology annotation, molecular function: hydrolase activity; protein serine/threonine phosphatase activity; phosphatase activity. The record is from RefSeq and is a predicted model, not a curated record. The transcript is spliced from 3 exons. Gene Ontology annotation, cellular component: nucleus. Lineage: Eukaryota; Fungi; Ascomycota; Eurotiomycetes; Eurotiales; Aspergillaceae.
AUGGCCUCCCAAGAUGUUGAGGAAGCUACUGCGCUGAAGGUGCAGGGUAACAAGGCCUUUGCUCAGCAUGAGUGGCCCACUGCUGUAGAUUUUUACACCCAGGCGAUCGAGAAAUAUGACAAAGAACCGUCAUUCUUCAGUAACCGGGCUCAGUGCCAUAUCAAACUCGAAGCAUAUGGAUUCGCGGUUGCGGACGCCACGAAGGCACUGGAGCUGGAUCCGAACUACAUCAAGGCGUACUGGCGACGAGCCUUGGCAAACAGUGCGAUUCUGAACUAUCGCGAUGCGAUGCGAGAUUUCAAAGCCGUUGUGAAGCGCGAACCGGGUAACCGCGAUGCGAAGUUAAAAUUGGCGGAGUGCGAGAAGCUGGUGCGCCGGUUGGAAUUUGAGAAGGCUAUUGAGGUUGCAGACCCGCCGUCGGCUUUUGAGAGUUUGGAUAUUGACGCUAUUGCUGUGGAUGAUGGAUAUGACGGUGUGAGACUGGGGUCGGAGAUGACGCAGGAGUUCAUCGACGACAUGAUUGAGCGGUUCAAGAACGGGAAGAAAAUUCACCGGAAGUAUGCGUUCCAGAUUGUCAAGGCUGUGAAAGAAAUUGUCUAUGCCGAGCCGACGAUGGUUGAGAUUGGGGUGGAUGAGGGCAAGAGGUUAACUGUUUGUGGUGAUACGCAUGGUCAAUUCUUCGAUUUACUGGAAAUCUUCCGGCUGAACGGAUUCCCUUCCGACACUCAUGCGUACUUGUUCAAUGGCGACUUUGUGGAUCGUGGCUCGUGGUCUACUGAGAUUGCCCUCCUCUUGUACGCCUACAAGUGGCUGCGGCCAAACGGCAUCUUCCUGAACCGUGGAAAUCACGAAACGGACGAUAUGAACAAGGUAUAUGGUUUCGAAGGUGAAUGCCGCGCCAAAUACAAUGAGACAAUGUUCAAGGUCUUCUCCGAGUCCUUCUCAGCGCUACCUCUUGCCACCCUGAUUGGCAACAAGUACCUUGUCCUCCACGGUGGUUUAUUCUCCGACGACAAGACGACGCUGGACGAUAUCCGAAAGCUCAACCGCCACAACCAGAAGCAACCCGGUCAGCAAGGGUUGAUGAUGGAGAUGCUAUGGACGGAUCCCCAGACAGAGCCUGGUCGCGGACCCAGCAAGCGAGGUGUUGGUCUCCAGUUCGGUCCAGAUGUCACAAAGCGCUUCUGCGAGAACAACGGGCUGGAAGCUAUCAUCCGCUCGCACGAGGUGCGCAUGAACGGGUACGAGGUUGAGCACGAUGGACGGUGUAUCACCGUUUUCUCUGCUCCGAAAUACUGCGAUACGACAGAGAACAAGGGUGCUUUCAUCAAGAUCGGACCAGAGCUCAAGCUCGAAUACCAGGUUUUCGAGGCGGUGCCUCACCCAGAUAUCAAGCCGAUGGUGAGUCCUACACGUGAUCUGACACGUAUUUUGCCUUCUCUUAUCGUGAAUGAAGCACUGAUAGCAUCUAGGCCUAUGCGCAAAAUUCGUUGA